UCUACGAAAACUCCCAAAAAUUCUCAAUUCUUCCCAGUAGACAAACCACGUAACUUGCUCGCUGGAGACCGAGAACGCUGGAUUUGCUCGUCCACCAUGGACGCUGCAGACUCAUCAGUCAACGGGACAACGACACCCACCCCCUCAACUCCGAAAAGAACCUCAGGCCUGGCCCUGACAGAGUACACUGCAGCUCCCACUCCUCCCUCUGAACGAGCAGAUACGCCCACGUACAAUGUGCCACAAGACUUCCUACUGCCCAGUGGCUACCCUGACUACCUACGACUCAUCCUCACCUCCCGGGUCUACGAUGUCGUCUCCGAAAGCCCUCUCACACACGCCGUCAACCUUUCCAACCGCCUAGAGUGCAAGGUCCUUCUGAAACGGGAGGAUUUGCUGCCAGUCUUCUCGUUCAAACUGCGAGGCGCGUACAACAAGAUGGCACAUCUGCCACCAAAGGUCAGCUGGAAGGGUGUCAUUGCAUGCUCCGCCGGCAAUCAUGCGCAGGGCGUUGCCUAUUCUGCGCGACAUCUCAAGAUCCCAGCCACUAUUGUGAUGCCCUCGGGGACGCCCGCAAUCAAACACAUGAAUGUCAGCAGAAUGGGUGGAAGCGUGGUGUUACAUGGACCAGACUUUGACUCUGCGAAACAACACUGUCACGAUCUGGAAAAGCAAUAUGGCUUGACCAACAUACCACCGUUCGACGACCCUUAUGUCAUCGCCGGGCAGGGUACCAUAGGAAUGGAACUGUUGAGGCAAACGUCUCUGCAAAAGCUACAAGCCAUCUUCUGUUGUGUUGGUGGGGGUGGUUUGAUCGCAGGUAUCGGUGUCUAUGUCAAACGGAUAGCACCCCACGUCAAGAUCAUUGGGGUGGAAGCAUCAGACGCCAAUGCCAUGGUUGAAUCGUUGAAGCGGGGCAAAAGGGUAAUGCUGAAUGAUGUUGGCCUCUUUGCGGAUGGCGCGGCAGUCAAGACCGUGGGUGAGGAGACUUUCAGGAUAUGUCAAGAAAUAGUCGACGAGGUAGUCCAAGUCAGCACCGACGAGAUCUGUGCCGCUAUCAAAGACGUCUUCGAAGACACGAGGUCGGUCCUGGAGCCGGCCGGUGCAUUGUCGCUGGCCGGUCUGAAGAAAUGGGUCUCUCAGAACCCUUCGGCAGAUGCGAGCAGAGAGCUGGUGGCUGUGGCCAGCGGUGCGAACAUGAAUUUUGACAGACUGAGAUUUGUCGCGGAGCGUGCCGCUCUCGGUGAGCAGAAAGAGGCUCUCCUGACCGUCACCAUUCCCGAGAGGCCAGGCUCGUUUGCACAACUGGUCGAGGCAGUGUUGCCUCAAGCUGUGACGGAAUUCGGCUACCGACUUUCAUCGCAAGCUCAAGCACACGUCUUGAUGGGUAUCUCAGUUUCCUCCGCGGGUGCGAGAGCCAAGGAAUUGGACUCACUCUUUGCCCGACUCUCGGGCGAGGGUAUGACCGCGAGAGAUAUCUCAAAUGAUGAGCUUGCUAAGACUCACAUCCGAUAUCUGGUCGGUGGGCGGACCGACGUCAAGGACGAACGAUUAUACAUGUUUGAAUUUCCAGAGCGGCCCGGUGCCCUUUUCAAAUUUCUCCAGACAAUGCGGCCAGGUCAAAACAUCAGCCUGUUUCACUAUCGGAACUACGGCGGCGAUGUGGGCAAAAUUCUUGCCGGCAUUCAAUGUCCAGAGUCAGAGAAGGGUGAGCUGGAGGGCUUUCUCAAAGACAUCGGAUAUCCCUUCACUGAGUGUACAGACAGUCCGACAUACAAAAUGUUCCUACGCAGUUGAUCACCUGGGUGGAAUUGGUGUUGGAAGGCAACACAAAAAGCAUAUGCACAUAGUGAUGAUACCCGUAUGAUAAUAAUGAGGAUACUUUUGGAGGUUGCGAAUA
Molecule: messenger RNA, 1900 nt
Organism: Exophiala oligosperma
Lineage: Eukaryota; Fungi; Ascomycota; Eurotiomycetes; Chaetothyriales; Herpotrichiellaceae
Product: threonine ammonia-lyase, biosynthetic
Exons: 1
Coding region: 97-1797 (566 amino acids)
Biological process (GO): L-threonine catabolic process
Molecular function (GO): pyridoxal phosphate binding; threonine deaminase activity
Source: RefSeq, a predicted model, not a curated record